This is a messenger RNA of Petromyzon marinus (sea lamprey), 6989 nucleotides long. It is a transcript of the gene TECPR2, whose product is annotated as tectonin beta-propeller repeat containing 2. The record is from RefSeq and is a predicted model, not a curated record. Gene Ontology annotation, molecular function: protein binding. NCBI's taxonomy places the organism in Eukaryota, Metazoa, Chordata, Hyperoartia, Petromyzontiformes, Petromyzontidae.
GUACAAGUAGAGCCCCGAUCACGGGCCUCGUUCCCCCUUAAAUACUUGCUCGGCCCCACACCUAUCGGACAGUAGGCCCCCUCGCGGUGUCGCUGUUCGUCAACCUUCACCGCCGCCUCGACCACCCUUAGACGCCGCGAGCUCGACAGCCUGCCGACUGUACUUGCUAGGUAGUGCCGUCAGAAGAGACGGAUGUCUGACGGAUGUUUGAAUAGCGUGUAAGCACGUAGGACGUCUCUAGUUUCUUGACGUGUAGAAUAAAGGUGCCUUCACAGCCCUGAGUAAUUCACUACACAUGGAUAAGGAUCAAAGUUACAAAUCAGCACUAAAGAUGUACGAUGCGAAGGGAGGAAACAAGGUUCCAAAAUGUUUGUGCUGCAACGGAAAAGGCUUUGUCACCGAUUCAAUUAUCCUUCUUGGGGUAGUUAAAAGCAAUUAGACGGACGUGUUAGGUUUCUUGAGUUUUAGUUGUAAAUGUGUUUUUAUUGCGCAAUGCACGACACAACUGUUACCCCGUCCCAUUGGUCGCCUUGAGAAUUGCGCGGCCAUCUUACGUGGGGUCAGCCCCUCAUUAAGAUGGCCGCCGGGAGGUGGGGGGUGUGACGGAAGUGACGUAGGCAGGGAGGUUGUUGUGCUCGGAGUCUGGAAACUCAACGCCGCUCGCCUUCCCCUCGGACGCGAAAACCGCGUACAGUGCCUCCCCACUCCACUGCUGGAUGAGCACCAGAGCCUCGGUGAAAGGGCAUUGUUAGAGCGCGACGAGGAGGGUGAGCGCGAACUGCACUCGGGUAAGAGGGGGGGGGAAGGCCACGGGGACCAACAGUACCAUGACACCACUACGACGACUACGAUAACACGCGGCACGGCUGGAGCGCUCGUGUCACAGCAGCCCUCGUGUCACAGCAGCCCUCACUCCACUGGUGGGUGAAGGACUCUCCACGCCGUGUGGAUCCGCAGCGGUUUGGCCAGAUUUCACAAUACGCGUGGCACAAUGACGCAGCUCGGAAGGGCCCAACCGGCCUGGCUGGCACGAUGGCCAGCCCGGAGGCGAUGGCACUGCGGGAGUGCGGCCCGCUGUACGCCGUAACGAACGCACUGCCCACUCGGGUGUCCCGUGGUCUGCGCUCCGUGCCGCUCCGCCUCACUGUGCUGGACGCCAGCAGCGAGUACCUGGCGCUGGGCACCAACGUGGGGCAGGUCUUCCUCUACUGCCGGCGACGGCACCGCUUGCAGAAGCUCGAUGUGAAGUAUGAUCCCAUCACAGCCGUGAGGCUGCUCACCUGCCUGGAUGACCUGGUUGCUGUGGGAACUGCAACUGGCCGGGUGGUUUUGUUUCAGCUCGCUUCUCUGCUCCCUGGACGCAACAAACAGCUGCACAGGUUCGAGGUGGCGGGCCAGCACUCUGUGUCUGUCGUGGCGCUAGCUUGGAGCACCAAUGGCAUGAAGCUGUUCUCGGGCGAUGAGCGUGGCAAGGUCGUCUGCACCAGCAUCGACUUUGAGCUUGGCGUGUGCAACUCGUUUCUGGUGCACGAGGAAUGCAGCGGGGUGGUGCAGCUCGACUAUGCCCAGCGCACGCUGCUUGUCUCCACUGGCCAGCGCUCCGUGCUGUGCUUCCCCGAGACAGGACAAGCCACGCGGCAGGUCGGGACCAAGCCGCGCAAGUGCACGGAGCCACUUGGUGCGUGCUUCAUCCCAGGCCUGUGCAAGCCGGCCGACCUGACGCUGCAUGCCGCGCGGCCCGGCCUGCGUCUCUGGCGCGCUGACAUGGCCGGCGCCGUGAAGGCCACAUACAUCUUCCGUGACGUGCUGGCGCUGGACCCACGGCCCGUGCAGCUGACGGCGCGGCCCACGGUGGCGGCAGGUGGUGGCGGCGGUGCAGGGGAGCGUGCCUUCGGGCUUCUGCGGCCCUUCCUGCCCACGCAGGGCCUUCUGAUGUCAUGGAGCCCCAGUGGCCUGUAUGUGUUGGACCCCACCAAGCAGGCGGUGGUGGGCAGCCUCGAGCUGGGAGCUGGGGACCUGGUGGCGGCCGCCUGCUGCAAUGAUGAAGUCUUCCUGCUGCUGGGCGAGCGGGAGUUGGUGCGCCUGUCGGCUCAGCUGCAGGGCACACCCGAACCAGCUGUUCCGCUGACCGAGAGAGGCGUGGGGCCGGACGUCCCAGCGGCCGGUACCCCAACCGCGCUGUCCUCGGCACCGUACGGCGGCUCCCCCAUCCCCACGGCUCGCCCGGACGCCCCCCCCAUCAUUGCAAGCCCGAGCACCGGCCCCGACGAUCGGCCCUCGGCGAUGGCGACGUCUCCCGGCUCCGCGUUGGGGACCGCGUUCGCUUCCGAGCAGCGCGCGGGUGAUGAAGCCGACGUCGCCGUCGAGGGAGCCACAUCGACGGCUCACGCGCCCCAUGCCCCCGCGCUGGACUCGGGGCUUGCGGAUGGCUUGGCGGCCGAGCCCGUGUCAGAGGUUGGGUCGGGGGUGGCCGCCCAGGAGCUCUUGCCAGAGCAGAGACUGCACUCGCUGAGCCUCGGGGAGCUGGAGGAGGCGGGGAGGGUCCUGGCGGAGCCGCUCCGCAGGAGGAAGAAGAAGAGGCACGAGGGGAGCGGCAGCUUGGUGGAGGACAGCUCUGCACCACUAACCCAGGAGAACCCGAGCAGCACGACUCUACCCUCAGCCCAGACUUCUGUUGCUGACGUGUCUGCGGGGGCCUGCGGAGUGCCCGACAGCGUCCCGGAAGCACCUGUAGUAGACCUUCAGUCAGAUGGGAACAGCGCCUCGUCCGGUGUUAACAGUGCGGGCGCCGUGUCGGUCGCUGCCGUGCCCCAGGAGCGUGUGACUACGAAGAGCUCGUUGCCCGAAGCCGUGGGGUCCAAACCACGCACCGACGCGUGCAGAGAGGGCCACACGGGGAGGGGAGCGGCCGAGAGGCACGGCCCCAUGUCACUGCAUGACGAGUUACGGGAGCUUGGGGAGUGCGAGGAAACUCCUUGGACCUUGCACCUCACGGCUCUGGCGGCCGGACAUUCGGAGAAUAUAUCUGACGAGAUGGCAGACGUGGAUGUGUCGUCUUCGCUGCCAAAGCCAGCUGUGGACGUGAACAAAGAGUGGACCUCAUUGAGCAAAGUGCCACAAGAAAACCUCGUCAAACAGCACCGUAGCGACGCUCCGUCGCCCCUGAUUUUCUUCGACGAGGACAAAUCGCAGACGGCGAUAGCCUCCUAUGACCACCGCAGAUCUGACACUAAAGGCAAAUUGCUGGGCGCCCCUGGCGUCGCUGCCGGUGUCAGCAGGAGCCUUGAUUACCCUCGGCAACAACAGAGCCCGGGCACCGGUAUCGACAAAGGCCGGUUGGGCAGCGUGACCUUGGCAGACGACGGCAGUUUGGCCUGGUUGCUGGGCGACGAGGCUCCUCCCCGGCACGACGAAGCCGCCGGGAGCGUCGCGCCGCAGGGCAGCGGCUACUUCGGGGAGACCGUCCCGGUGGCAUUUCUCGUGGACGACCAGCACUGGUGGAAGAAGCUGACGGCGCAUGAGGGGGGGAACGGGGAGCCUCGUUGCCAACAGGAGGAGGAAGCGCGGCGGGAGGAGGAGGCCAAGCCUGCCGCGCGGGGUGACGGCUCGGACGAGAGCGACAGCGAGGACAUCUACGCGCGGUGGGCGCCUGCCUCAUCAUCCGACACCAGCGCGGCCGACGCGGAGGGGACUGUGCCCGGCGACGCUGAGAGCCCCGACGAGGUGGCCGGGGGAGGGUCGUCCACCUCGUCGGGCUCGGCGUGCGAAGGCCGGCAGGCGGUCGGCGGCUCCACCCCGAGCGUGCCGAGGGAUGGGCAGCUGUCAGAGUGCUGGAUGCGGCACGCGGGCCCGGGGUCACUGGCGGCCGGCCUGGCGGUGUCGGAGCGCCACCUGUGGUGCGUGGAUGGCCGCGGUGUCCUGCACUGCGCACCCGUGGCCCCCGCGCCCGCUGGGCUGCUGUGGCAGAAAUAUGAGGAAGGUGUGCGCCAGGUGGCCGUGUCGCCUUCCGGCAUACUGUUGUGGAAGGUGGAGCACAAGUCUAGUAAGGCGUUUGCCGCCAGCAAGGCCACGAUGCGCGGCAAGCGGCACUGGUACGAGGCCCUGACGCGCGUCUCGCACGUGGCGCUGGGAGACGACUCGGCCUGGGUCGUCAACGUUAGCGGGCACCUCUACGUGCAGACUGGCCUGAGUGGGGAGCGGCCAUGCGCGCGCCCCGUGCAGGUGAACAACUCGCCCCCCCUGCUGCAGGUGGCGGCUCGCGCCGGCGUGGUGUGGGGCAUCACGUCGCAGCCCAACACCACGCUCAUGUGCCGUGAGGGAGUGAGCAGCCUGUGUCCCGAAGGCGAGCGCUGGGUCAUCGAGCAAGCCUGUGUGCAGCAGGGCCUGGAGGUGGUAUGCAUCGCGCUUGGUGACGACCACACGGGAUGGGUGCUUGAUGCCCAGGGACGCCUGUGGUUUCGCACUGGGGUCACGUCGCAGACUCCUGCUGGGGAGGGUGACCACUGGUGGCAGGUGUGCCUGAGCGAGUACGUGCUCUGCGAGCCGCCCUCCAUCCUGCAGUCUCUGACGGCGGCAGUGGCGGCGGCGGGCGUGGCGGCAGCAGCGCCCGUGGAGAUGCUCGCCGAGCGCCUGCGCGCCGUGCAGCGCCUGCGCGCCCCGCUCGCUGUCGGGGCCCACCAGGCGCCACUCCUCGCCGUCGGCCGCUCCGGCGUUUGGGUGCUGUCGGGGCGCAAUGAAAUUCACGUGUCGCGCGGGGACCUGACGGGAGCGUACUGGGCAUCUGUGGUUCCCCGGGGCACGGCCUCCACCUGCAUCUGGCUCUCCGUGCUCGUCUCCCCUUGCCCUGUCGACUGUGGCCCAGGCCACAGCGUGUGGGCCAUGCAGAACGGCGGCGAACUCUUCAUGUUCUCAUUCGAGCCACCCGACGCCGGGGGGCGGCUGGAGCCCGCGGGGUGGCCCAUCGUCGUGCCCCUCCCACAGCCGUCCGUGCAGCUGAGUGUGGCGCAUGACGCCGUCUGGGCCCUCGACGUUGCCGGCCGCGUCUUCGUGCGCCCGCUGUCCCGCUCAGUUCCCGCUGGCGCCAUCUGGUUCCCGCUAGAUCUCUCGCAGCUGGGGUCCACGCGUCUGGUGAGCGUGGCAUGCGGUGGCCAGAACGUGUGGGCGUGUGACGCGGCUGGCACCGUGUACUUCCGCAUGGGCACACAGCCCCUCAACUCGAGCCAGAUGAUGCCCGCUUGGGUGGCCCUGGACAGGGACACACAGAAUUUCCAGCUGUGCAAGCUGUUCUGCAGCCCCAGCGACGCCAUGGUGUGGGCGAUGGACGCACGGGGGAACGUGUUUGUGCGCGUGGGCAUCUCCCACACGAUGCCUAUUGGCUGCAGCUGGGAGCACGUGCCGGGGCUGAAUGCGACGGCGCUGGCACUGAGCGAGCACACGGCGUGGGUGCUGUGCCCCGGCGGGGAGGUGGCACGGCGGUAUGGCGUGCGGGAAGGCAACGCGGCUGGAGACUACUGGAAGCGCAUCCCUGGGCAGCUCACCUCGCUUGCCGUGACGGGCGCGGACGAGGUGUGGGGCUGCACGCCGGAGGGCGUGCUCGUGCGCCGUCUCACACGCCUGCUCCGCCGCUCAACGGCGGCGGCUGCCCCACCGCACGCCUACCGCCUGGGCAGCACUGACGACAACGACGACGACUGGGAGCUGUUGUGAGGAGGCGCGCCAGCCCGGCGGGGCGCCCACGUGGGUGACCGCUGCCUCCCUCUGCCCGCGCCGCCAUAGCCGCUUCCCGUUUUACAGUAACGGAGGGAAGAGCUGCAGCAUUGACCCCGACCACCGACCCGUCACCCCGGUGACUUGAGGGCGAGGGCAGCGGGUUACCAAACUGCGCUACGUGGGCCGCCGCUGUGACCCUACACAGCCGCAGUGUCCGGUAUAAACGAGUGGAGUGUGUGGACAGUGGUACUGGAGAGCCUGCUGGAGUCUUGCAGACAAGUGGAGGUGGCUGUGGCUGAAGGGUAUUUAACCAGCAAUACUCAGGUUAAAGGGUGAUCGUUAAUGGAUUGAAGCCUCCACUGGAAUCACCAGACUGAGCCUAUUAAAAGUUCUAACAUUGUUGAGUGAUGGGCAGCGUGGCACUGAAAUGGUCUGAUGCACUGUGGGUAGGGGGGAUGGUGGUGUGUACGUUGUGACGAUUCUACACGCAGCUGGCAGUUUUCAUGGUGACAGGGUGAAGAGGGCGCCGUACGGAUGUUGUCGGGGCGUCGCUAGCGCUGCUGAUGUUUGUGUAGCCGACGUACUAAGGCCACUGGUAAGGUACAUCAUCCACAGCGUGACACUUGCUGAACUUGUCAUAGGGGUAAAUUCACAGCCCUGCGCCAAUAUUUACGCGACUACCGGUGCCUCGCAGCCAUAAAUCUCGAGUGGGUAAGAUGCAAACAAACCCUAUUAGUUUAACACAUAGGCUUUCGCGACCAAUAUCAGCCAAACGUGAGGUGUAAGAAAACUGACGUUAGCGCAAAAGCAACGCAGAUGUAAAUGCAAGUAGCGAGAACAAAGCCGAACAUUAACUCUGCUGCAGCUGCAAUAAUUAACAUGCUGCUCCCAGAGCUUGAGCCUCGCUAGAAUGUCGCACUUAUUUAUUAACCAGCCGUGCGCGACCUUAAAAGUGAAAAAACGUCUUGCGCUCCUGCAGUGCGAUGCAGAAAUUAGUCAAAGUAUCAUUUGUGGGUCAGUGACAUUACAGCAAGGGAAGGGAGUGAGAGGAGUCCUGAUGGCGGCACAGUACGUCAUUUCAUCUCUCGUUGCACACCCCACGAGUUCCCAGCAUCUCUCCGCCGGCCAGCAGUCGUCACCCAGAAACGCGUGGACUGGCAUUUACAAACUUGAGAUGGUAGCGUUAGAAGUCUACCCCAAUGCAUACUGUACUUUACAAAAUAAUUUUCUUUAACUUUAAUAUAACUGUGAAAUAAAACAUUUAAACAGUGAUAUUGUAA